This is a messenger RNA of Phymastichus coffea, 1718 nucleotides long. RefSeq lists its product as uncharacterized. The record is from RefSeq and is a predicted model, not a curated record. The transcript is spliced from 5 exons. NCBI's taxonomy places the organism in Eukaryota, Metazoa, Arthropoda, Insecta, Hymenoptera, Eulophidae. Bases 586 to 1101 code for a protein of 171 amino acids.
GAUCGACUGUUGUGACUUAUAUUGUAUAUAAGCCGAGAAAUAGUUUCGUAUUCAUAUAUAUUAUUACGUAUAAUAAAAAGCUGUGAAUAUAAUUAGGAUCAUUGAUAACAAAUGUUUCCACAUCAAUCAUAAACUUAAUACGCUAAUAAAUAUAUCAGCCAAAUUAUAUUAUAUAAAAUAUAAAAGGAAUAUUUUAUUUCACUUAAUGUUGAAAUUUUUUUUUGAUCAAUGUAAAUAAAAAAUUAAUAAAAUUAUAUUGCUGUGCAUCAUAUUCUUAUAACAAUCAAGUGCCAUGUUCGAAAUUAGAAAAUACGCGUUCACUGACUAAACUGACUGUUUCAUUCUCAAGUCGUAACUUGCAUCAAACAAGAUCUAUACCUAUAUAGGUUGUAGAUUGGUACAGCUCGGUAUUCGGCGAUCGGUAUUUUAUUUGGAAGUAGUGCAUGAAUGACAGAUGAGCAAAAUAAUUAGAAAAUGUAAAUAACUGUUAUUUUGCAUAGUUUUUAGCGAAAUUUCUUAUAAAAAUCUUUAAAACUACUCACAGUUAUUUGUUUUACAAACAAUGCUAUAUGUUUGUAAGAAAUCAUGGAUGCAACUAUAAGAUGUCAAUUUGAUGUUAUUAUGGAUAAUUUCAAGGAAAUAAAAUAUAAACAUACCUGCCUAGAAGAAGAAUACAAAACUAUGGAGCUACUGUAUAUAAAACAAAAAGAAAGGAUAGGAGAAUUAGAAUCCUAUCGGAACCAAUUAAUCAAACUUCUUAGAAAACAAAUGGACAAAGCAAACACUUUCAAAACUACGGUGGAGUCUCUACAAAAGGAAAAUAACAAUUUAAAUGCUACGAUCCAAGAUCAAAAUUUAUUGCUUAAUGAAUACUCUACAACAAUUGAUCAAUUGAAAAAGGAGAACACAUUGUGGAAAAACAAAUGUAACAAACCUAAAAAUGUCAGUGACAAAAGAAUACAGAAGCCAAAUAAAAACAGUGUUAACAGCAAUUUUUCACACCCAUCAUUUAUCAAUAAUUCUUCACCAACUUCAGUUACAAAACUAAAAAAGAAAUCUCCAUUGGUUUUGCCAAAUAGUGAGUUCCAGCUGUUGGUGUAGUCGAUCUUCAGAUGACCAUACGCGUUGAGUGUGAUGUGGGAGGUUUUAUUGCUGUAAUGGCUUGGUUCCCUAUAUCCUACGGCCUCGACCUCAUCCAAUAGCAACUCAUCCUCUUCCAUCAUAAGCGAUGGUGCUUCCAUUAACAUCUCAUUCGGCUUUCGGUGAUAGUAGCACUCUUCUCUGCUACAGGAAAGUUUUAGUUACUUUUGUUUUACAACAUGUAAUUUUCGGUUAUUUAUAUUUGCAAAUAUAAGAUAUUAUAUAUAUAACAAUAAGUGACUGCAGAUGACGCGGUUUACACGUAUAUAUAGAGGGAAAAAUGCUACUUCAAAUUAUUUUGACUUGAGAUAUUUAUUUCACUAAAUCCAUCUCUGAUGGGUUCAUGAUCUUACGACUAUACGUUUGUUAUUCUUAUUAUUAUUACUAUUAUUACUUAUUAUUCAAGUUUAAUCAUAUUGAUUUAAUGUGAUAAAAAUAUUUGUUUUUCGUUUUAAUUAAAUUGAUAGAGUAUCCAAAGUAUUUUUUUAAUUCACCAAAAAAUGUAAUUAAUAGGAAAAUUAAUCAUGAACUUGAUGCUUCAAAUAUUUAUUAUUCAUAAUAUAAAUUUUAACGUAAGA